Molecule: messenger RNA, 3633 nt
Organism: Paramisgurnus dabryanus
Lineage: Eukaryota; Metazoa; Chordata; Actinopteri; Cypriniformes; Cobitidae
Source: RefSeq, a predicted model, not a curated record
GUCGGAUAGCACGUCUGUCAGUACCAUCUUGUAUGCAGUGAUUAUGUUUAACUUAACUUUCAUCAUGCUUUAACAAAUUAAAAAACAUCACAAUCAAGUAAAAUAAAACAUUAUUUCAUCUUUAAUGUCCAUUUUCGUAGCUGAAAUCAAGUUUUGCGCUCUGUACGGAACAUCAUUGUUAGCAUGUACGGAACACAGUUUUCCCUAAUCAUCUUUCGUACACAGGCGGAGGAGGUACUUUUUCUCACUUUUCUCAAAAACUAUUGGUCCAAAAGACAUCAAUCAAAGUGUAAAUCAUACAAUAGGCCUUCCCCCAGAGAAUGCGCACACAAACAUGCUUAUUUUGAGCAAGUUACAUCGAGGAGUAGACGAAAGCUUGCGGAAAAGCCCGAAAGUGUACGGAACACAGUUAGUCUACGUUAGCUUACCAGAGUUGUUAAAUAUCACAACAUAAAACGUGGACGUGAAAAAUGUCUCCGAAACUUCUUCUAGCAAAUCUACGCGCGACCGUGAAAUUCUGCAAAAGCGUGAACCUUUUGCAAAGAUCUCGGACACCUUUCAUAUUUGCUCAGCAGAGCUGUGCAAUUCAUGUGGAUAGCCCACCCAGUGUCCCAACCCUGAUCACCAGCUAUGCCCACGGUAUCUCCGCUCAUUCACUGUUAUACAGAACCGUGGAUCAAUGCCUUCAAGCUACAGUGUCCCGUCAUCCUGACCGUGAAGCUCUGGUCUUUGUGCAGGACGGCAUCCGCAAGACAUUUGCAGAGUUUUACCAAGAUGUGGAACAGACCGCUGCAGGUCUCUUAGCUGUUGGGCUGAAAAAGGGGGAUCGUUUAGGGAUUUGGGGACCAAACAUCUAUGAGUGGGUGCUGAUGCAGUUUGCAACGGCUAAGGCCGGCAUUAUUCUGGUAUCAGUGAACCCAGCUUAUCAGUUGCAGGAGGCAGAAUUUGCACUCAGAAAGGUGCAGUGCAAUGCAGUUGUUUGUCCGACUCAAUUUAAAACCCAGAAAUACUGUGAAAUGCUAAGGCAGCUUUGCCCAGAGAUGGAAAAAUCUUCUCCUGGAAGAAUCAAAAGUUCAAAACUACCAGAUCUACACACUGUGAUUGUCACAGAUAGUCAGCAGCCGGGGGCUUUCCAUUUAAAAGAUGUGAUGCAGGCAGCAAACAGCGAACACCAUCAACAGCUACAAGACUUGCAGAAGAAAAUCAUGUGUGAUGAUCCCAUUAACAUUCAGUUUACAUCGGGAACUACAGGAAAGCCCAAAGGAGCCACACUAACCCACCACAACAUAGUCAACAAUUCUUACUUCAUUGGCCUGCGCGUGGGCUAUGACUGGAGGAAAAAUGUGCGAGUGUGUUUGCCGGUCCCCAUGUAUCACUGUUUCGGCUCAGUGGGCGGCGGUAUGACCAUGGCUUUGCAUGGUGUCACAUUGGUUUACCCCUCCAAAGGCUAUGAUGGACGUGCUAACUUGGUGGCGAUAGACAAAGAGAAGUGUACAUUUGUGUAUGGAACUCCUACUAUGUAUAUUGACAUGCUCGGUCAGCGUGACCUGGCCCAGUUUGAUUUGUCAUCAGUCAGGACUGGUAUUGUGGCUGGUUCUCCUUGUCCUCCUGAGGUGUUACGGAAGGUCAUUAAUAACAUGGGCAUUGAGGAAAUGUUGAUUGGCUACGGCACAACUGAAAACAGCCCAGUGACAUUCUGUGGCUUCCCGGUUGACAGCAUGGAGCGGAGGGCAGAGACUGUUGGGUGUAUAAGCCACCACAUUGAGGCUAAAGUAGUGGACCCUACAUCUGGGGACGUUGUACCUCUUGGCGCUCAGGGUGAGCUGAUGAUCAGGGGCUACUGUGUGAUGCUGGAAUACUGGCAGGAUGAGGAGAAAACCAGGGAGUGCAUCACAAAAGACCGCUGGUACAAGACCGGUGACAUUGCGAUUCUUGACAAGUACGGAUACUGCAAAAUUGAAGGACGCAUCAAAGACAUGAUCAUCCGAGGAGGAGAAAACAUCUACCCUGCUGAGAUCGAACAGUUUCUACACACACACCCUAAAGUUCAUGAAGCACAGGUGGUUGGAGUGAAAGACGAACGAAUGGGAGAAGAGGUUUGCGCUUGUAUUAAACUAAAGGCUGACCAGCAAUGUACUGUAGAGGAGAUCAGAGACUUCUGCAAGGGAAAGAUUGCCCAUUACAAGGUGCCACGCUAUGUAACUUUUGUUGAGGGAUAUCCUUUGACUGUCACAGGAAAGAUCCAGAAGAACAAACUACGUGAAAGUACAGAAAAACUGCUUGGACUGUGAAUUUUAAGGCACCUCUGGAAACAGCAAGACACCGACCUAAGGGCAUUGUGAUUUACCCAAAUCCUCAUUUUAUGUUUUUAAUUACAAAUAAAAAUAGUUUUAUAUAUGCAUGAAUAUAUCCUAUGUCUAAGUAAUCUAGUAGCUGCAUUUCUAAAUUUUAAGGUUAAUGUACCUUGUACCUCUUCUAAUUUUUUUUUUAAUGGAUUGUAUUUGAAAUCAUGUUAUUUCCUAAUAAGUCAAAACCAAAGACAAUCAAUGAAACUUUUUAUUUUUGCAAUCAAUGUCAGUUUACAAUCUAAACUUUUUAGGUAUUUCAGUAUGCAAAGUAUGCAUGGUCUGUUAAGUUUUUCAUACACUAAGUGUUAAUUUUUAGGUACUAUGUGAAGAUAAAUGUUGCGUCCUUUAUAUAUUUAUGUUCUUAAAACACCAAAGUCUUCAACUACUAAUACAAUCUUUUUGUCGGCAGUAUAAUAGUAACCCUUAUAACAUCUUUACUGCUUGUGAUCUCAGGUGUCCACUGUCUGUUUCUUUUUUGGCUUUUGAUGUGAACAUUUUUCCAUAGAAAAAAAUGAUGCUGGUAUUGAGACCAUAUGGAAAGAGGUCCUCUUUUAGCAUUCUAAUGUGUCUGCUGGAAAGUAACGGAUACUCUGCUUACACAUAGUUUUGUGAAAAUUAUCCAGGGUGAGGCUUUUAAACCAAAAUGGUCACAGACCCUGUUUUUUUUUACAUUUCAUUGAAUCCAAUCAUGGUGGCAUCCUUCUUCGAAUGAAUACUUCUAAGGAUCAUCACAGGAUACAUUAACUUUCCCUUUGAUUUUCAUAAUAAAAUGUCAUCAUUCCCUCCAGUCCAAAACACCUAAUUUGGAAAUCACAGCAAAUGAAUCUUUUAAAAAGACGAAUUCUUGGCAUACGAUCUGUGGAAUUUUUAUGAAGCAGCUACAACCUGUAUAUGUCUCCCUCGUGUGUCUUUUUGUAGUACGACAACACAGGAAUUUGAGCUUUUCUUGUUCACCAAGCGGCAGUUUCCUGGACUAAAAUGCAUGUUUGAGCUGCCACAAUUUAAAAACAUCUUUGAUUGACACAACUUGUACUGCCAUUGUUUUGUCUCAAGAUGCACACCAGUAAUGUUUUUUUAAGGUUUGUAUGUAAAAACUACUUAAAUGUCUUAAAAUAACUAAGGCCCAGUCCUGGAUUAAUCUAAGCAGUGUCCAGGUAACUUGCCCUGAGUGUUUUAAGAAAUAUAGGUAAUAUAAGGUUUCAAUGAAGACAGUGUUUUUAUAACUCACUUACCAUAUGCAUGUCACACAUUGUGUCUGAAAAUAUUAAAUACCUCUGUAUAUCAA